GAUUUAAAUCGAACACCCUCGUUUUUCUUUUGCCGUCUUUUUGUCCGUCGCUUGAGUUUACUACGAAAAUUUUAGAUGGGAGAUCUUCACAUGGAAGCCGAUGCCGAAGCAGAAGCAGAAUCAGUUAACGGUCAUAGUAGCAGCGAUGAUGAUAGAAAAAGGCUGGAUAUUUACCCUCUAAGUUGUUACUAUUUUGGAUCCAAAGAAGCCAUUGUUUUCAAGGAUGAAACUCUGUAUGAUCGUAUUAAUAGGAUGAAAUCCAAGUAUGCGGCUUAUGGAUUGAGGACUUGUGUAGAAGCUGUUAUUCUGGUUGAGUUGUUCAAGCAUCCUCAUCUGCUGCUGCUGCAAGUUAGAAAUUCGUUCUUUAAGCUUCCUGGUGGUCGUUUGAGGCCAGGUGAAUCAGAUAUCGAUGGACUGAAACGGAAGCUUUCCAGGAAGCUUUCUGCCACGGAAGAUGGCUAUGAAAGUGAAUGGGAGGUGGGAAAAUGUCUUGGCAUGUGGUGGCGGCAUGAUUUCGAAACGUUAAUGUAUCCUUACUUGCCUCCCAAUGCAAAAAAACCCAAGGAGUGCACCAAACUCUUCCUUGUGAGGUUACCCGAAAGUCGAAAAUUUAUUGUACCCAAAAACAUGAAAUUGCUUGCAGUUCCACUGCGCCAAGUUCAUGAAAGUCACAAGACGUACGGACCGAUAAUAUCAGGAGUGCCACAGUUGCUAUCCAAAUUCUCCAUCAACAUUGUUGACAUUUAGAACAUUUGCUUAUUUAGCAUAAUCCUUGGGUGUCAGUUUAAAUAAUAGGAACAGUGAGAGGAUAUGUGUUUUAGCUGGAGUAAGUUUUCAAUCUUGAGUUUGUAAUUUUUCAUGAAAUUUUCGGACACACUUGUAUAUAGUAUAUACUAUACAAUAGUUUUCUUACAGGACGUGAUACACUAACAUUGAGCUCAACAAUAUUAAAUUUAUCAUGUUUGUUUGUGUAUUUCUUUU
Messenger RNA from Hibiscus syriacus, 981 nucleotides. RefSeq names its product pre-mRNA cleavage factor Im 25 kDa subunit 1-like. Bases 76 to 747 code for a protein of 223 amino acids. Gene Ontology annotation, molecular function: mRNA binding. Lineage: Eukaryota; Viridiplantae; Streptophyta; Magnoliopsida; Malvales; Malvaceae. Gene Ontology annotation, cellular component: mRNA cleavage factor complex. The record is from RefSeq and is a predicted model, not a curated record. The transcript is spliced from 7 exons.